AUGAUGGGAGCCAGUAAAGCACAAAGUUAUCACUAUGCCAAUGCGGGAGGCAUUGCUUAUCAAGCAUUGAGCUGUUUUAAAACUGUUAUAUCUUUGAAUGGCCAAUCCUAUGAGCUGAAGAGCUACUCUUCUGAACUAAAGCUUGGAGAAAAACAUGGUAUCCAUAGAGCUCUUCUCUUUGCCACCUCUCGAGCAGUUACCAACUUUUUCUGCAGCGCAUUGAAUGGAACACUUUUGUACAUUGGAGCAGGAUUGAUAUACAACAAAACUAUGGAUCAAGCAAGCAUUGUUACACUGUUUCAUUACAUGAUGCUCAGCGCCUAUAGUUUGGCAGAAGUGUUACCCCACAUUUCCAAUCUGCUCAAUGCGAUCUCUUCUGCUUCAUCAAUUUUUGAAAUCUUGACAUCUAACGAUGACAAUAUCGAAAAUGAGGAUGUCCCGGAUGACCAAAAACCAAUAAAUGGAGUUAUACAGUUCAAAGAUGUCAGAUUUUCAUAUCCAACUCGACCGAAUGCCAAAGUCCUCAAAGGAAUUUCCUUAGAAGUCAAGAGAGGAGAAUGUGUGGCUCUUGUAGGAGCCAGUGGUAGUGGAAAGAGUACUUUAGUACAGCUACUUCUUCGUCACUAUAAUAAAGAUUCUGGAAGUAUAUCGAUUGAUGGAGUGGAGCUCGAGAACAUAAGUCUGAAAAAAUUGCGGCGAAAUAUUGGAGUUGUAUCUCAAGAGCCAAUUCUCUUCGACACAACUAUCGAACAGAAUAUUCGGUUUGGAAAUCCGGAAUGUUCGAAAUUUGAAAUCUUCGACGCUCUGAAAAAGGCAAACGCUUACGAGUUUGUGGCUUCGUUUCCUAAUGGCAUCGAAACUAUUGUUGGAGAAGGAGGUGCACAACUCUCAGGAGGCCAAAAACAAAGGAUUGCCAUUGCCAGAGUUUUGGUUAAGAAUCCAAAGAUUUUGCUGCUCGAUGAAGCAACUAGUGCUCUAGACAAUGAAAGUGAGCGGGAAAUUCAAAAGGCGUUGAGAAAAGCGUCAGAAGGUCGUACAACGAUAAUCAUUGCUCAUAGACUCUCAACCAUCAAUAAUUGUGACAAGAUUAUUGUAAUGUCACAAGGACAAAUAAUCGAGAGUGGCGCUCAUAAACACCUGAUUCAAAAAGCUGGCGCCUACAACAAUUUGAUCAAUUCUCAGAUUUUUGACUCUGAAGAAAAGCAAACAAGUCAAAAAGAUCCUCUGGAUAUUAACAAAAUAAAAGAAAAUUCAAAUUCGCUUCGGAAAAGUUCCAAGGGUAGCCAAGCUAGUCUCACGGAUACCCCAGAAGAGAAGGAAGUGUCUUCUGGUUUCUGGGAAAUUAUCAAUGAGUGUCGCCCUCAAUACUUUUGGCUGCUAACAGCAAUUAUUGGAAGUUUUAUGCAGGGAUUGUCGCCUCCAUUGCUAGCUCAAUUAAUUGUGCGGACCUAUAAAGCCUACUCGAUGGAAGGAGAAGAUAUUCUAAUAUACGGACACUUCUGGGCUUCAAUGUUUUUUGCCCUCGGCCUCAUCAGACCUAUCACAGCAUAUACGACACAUUAUUGCUAUGGAAGAGUUGCCGAAAAACUAUCAACUCGUCUUCGCAUCAAAUCCUUUCAUCACAUGUUGUCCUUGCCAUGCGCAUUUUACGACGAAUCUAAAAACUCCCCAACAAGACUUGCCAAUCGUUUAAAUACCGAUGCUUCGAAUGUCAAGGGUGCCGUAGAUUCAAGACUAGGAACCAUUUUUACUACACUUGUCUCUUUUCUUGUAUCCAUCAGUGUUGCCAGCUAUUAUUCAUGGAAACUUACUAUUCAGAUCAUCUUGUUUUUCCCAAUUUUGUAUUUUGGAAAACGAUGCUAUGACAAUGCAACUGUGCAAUCUGUCAAGCAGGAUUCAGCAUUAAUUGAGAAAAGCAAUAAGAUUGCUGUUGAAGUAUUGAACAAUAUCAAAACAGUCCGUUCAUUAAAUAUGGGGGAUAAAGUCAUGUCAAUGAUUAUUGGAGAGUUGGAAGUAUUAAGAAAAAAGUAUCGCUGGAAAGCCAUCACCUUGGGUCUUGCUAAUGGGUUCUCCGUUAUAUGUCAUUAUUUCUUCUACGCAGCUUCUUUUAAAUUUGGCACCCACCUUAUUCUCCAGAGAGAAAUCCUCCCAAUGAACAUGUAUGUUUCAUUUAUAACUCUCUCCUACACUUCGAAUAUGGUUGGGAACGUCAUGUUGUAUCUUCCGGAGUACCGAAAAGCUGUUCAUGCUGCUGGAUUAAUUUUCAACUUGCUCAAAACUCCAGCAACCAUGCCUUAUGACUCCAAAGAAGGGAGUAUGGAAAUUAAGAAUGGGGUAGUGAAAGGAUCGAAUAUCAGUUUUCACUAUCAUCAACGUCUCGACCAUAUGGUUCUCAAAAACGUAAAUUUGUCCCUUAAACCUGGAAAAACACUAGCUCUGGUUGGCCCUAGUGGUUCUGGCAAGUCAUCGUUCAUUUCUCUAAUCGAACGCUUUUAUCAAGUGGACACUGGAUGUGUGAAAAUCGAUAAUGAAGAUGUAGAAGAUAUCAACAUACACCAUCUGCGUUCAAAUUUGGGUCUGGUAGCCCAGGAGCCAGUACUAUUCAAUUGCUCAAUAAGGCAAAAUUUGCUCUAUGGAUUAGAAGAAUUAGUAGAAGAGAUAAAAAUCGAGAAAGCUCUACGGACAGCAAAUGCGCUCGAUUUUAUACAAAAGUUCCCAGAGGGUCUGAACACCAUUGUCGGGGAGCACGGUGCCCAACUAUCCGGAGGUCAAAAACAACGGAUCGCUAUUGCUAGAGCGAUUUUACGAAAUCCGAAAAUUCUCCUCCUAGACGAAGCAACUAGUGCAUUGGACAGUGAUAGUGAAAAACUAGUGCAAAAUGCUCUGGACACUGCCAUUGAGCGAUUGUCAACAGUAGUUGUUGCUCAUCGUUUAUCUACAAUAGUUAAUGCCGAUUCAAUUGCAGUAUUUGAAAACGGACAAGUCGUGGAACAAGGUUCCAUAGCCUUUCAAGCUCUAGGAGCAUUCAAAACUGUUUGCUCCCUGACUGGGCAACAACAGGAGGUUCACAGAUAUUCAGAGGAAUUGAAAGCAGGGGAGAGAUAUGGAUUCCGCAAAGCAUUUUACAAUUCGGCAUCUCGAGGAGAGAAUAUCCUGUUCGGAAAUCCCAACGCUACUGUCUCCGAAAUCUACGAAGCUUUGAGAAAGGCGAAUGCCUAUGAUUUUGUGAACUCUUUCCCGAAAGGAAUCAAAAGUGUUGUUGGAGAAAGAGGAGCUCAACUGUCGGGUGGACAAAAACAACGGAUCGCUAUUGCGAGAACCUUGGUCCGUAAUCCAAAAAUUUUGCUUCUCGAAGCGACCAGUGCUCUGGACAAUGAGAGUGAACAUGUAGUGCAGAGAGCUCUGGAAAAGGCAUCCGAAGGAAGAACAACGAUUGUCAUUGCUCAUCGUCUCUCAACAAUCAGAAACGCUAGUAAAAUUAUUGUGAUGGAUAAAGGAGAAAUCGUUAAAGUUGGCAACGUUCUAGAUCACAGUUCUCAGGAACUUUCAGCUCGUCAAGAUUCUAGCAGAACAGAAUUUUCUGAAACAAACGAAGCCCAAGACGAUGAGAUAAAACGUCUUAUGAAUGAGCUCACGGAGGAGGGUGCUCAAAAAUCGAACCUUCGAGAAAUCAUCAAAAUGUGUAAACCUGACUAUUGCCUAUUUUUGACUGCACUAGCAGGAAGUGCUUUGCAAGGAUUGAGCUAUCAGAUUUCGGUAAAACUGACUGUGAGGGCUUAUGAAGCCUUCGCCAUGAAUGGAGAAGAUAUUAUGAUCUACGGGCACUUUUGGGCAUUCGCCAUACUCCUACUCGCAUUGUUCCGCCCAAUCACACUUCGCUGUCAGUACUACUAUCUUGGAAAAGUGUCUGAAAGACUUUCCACAAGACUUCGAAUGAAAUCAUUCAAACAUCUAAUGUCACUACCUUGCUCUUUUUACGACGACCCUAAGCAUUCUGCAAUUCGUUUGUCAAAUCGACUAAACACAGAUGCUUCAAAUGUAAAAGCUUCUGUUGACGAUCGUCUUGGGUCGGUUUUUAUGACUUUUGUAGCAAUCUCAAUUGCAAUUAGUACUUCUACGGUGUACAGCUGGAAGAUGACCAUUCAGGUCCUUCUUCUGUGUCCUAUUCUCUAUUUAGCUGAAUACUGUUACGAAAGAGCAAUAGAUGGCGCUAUCGAGAAGGAUACGUUGGCUUUUGAAAAUAGCAAUAGGGCAGCGAUCGAAGCCAUAGAGCACAUCCGAACAGUUCGAGCACUAAACAUGGAGGACAGAAUAAUGGAUAUGGUCGCAGAUCAUUUGCAAAAAAGCCAUAAUUCGUGUUUCAAGCGAGCGGUAAUCCAGGGUGCAGCAAACGGCUUUUUCUGCUGUUGCUUCUUUUACAUCUAUUCGAUUUCUUUUAAAUUCGGAACUUGGCUUGCGAUGCAUAAAGAAAUUAUGCCAAUGGAAACUUACAUGGUGUCGAUGACUCUCACAUUGACUUCCACUUAUGACUUAUGGCUUAUGGCUGGAUCGGCUGUAGCUUAUCUUCCAGACUACAAAAAAGCAGCGCAUGCAGCUGGAUUGAUUUUCCAUCUGUUCACUUAUCCAGAAACCAUGGCUUAUGGCUCUAAAGACGGUACAAAGAACAUCAAGCUGGGAAAAGUUGUUGGAGAGAAUCUCAAGUUUCAUUAUGAGCAACGUCCGGACAAAACUAUUUUGGAUGGAGUAAACCUGAGAGUUGAGCCAGGAAAGACAUUGGCAUUGGGAUUGGACACAAUUGUUGGUGAGCGAGGUGCCCAACUAGAGGUCAAAAACAGCGAAUCGCCAUCGGCAGAGCAAUUAUUCAAGAUCCAAAGGUCUUGCUGUUAG
Molecule: messenger RNA, 4887 nt
Organism: Caenorhabditis briggsae
Lineage: Eukaryota; Metazoa; Nematoda; Chromadorea; Rhabditida; Rhabditidae
Exons: 19
Coding region: 1-4887 (1628 amino acids)
Biological process (GO): transmembrane transport
Cellular component (GO): membrane
Molecular function (GO): ATP binding; ATP hydrolysis activity; ABC-type transporter activity
Source: RefSeq, a predicted model, not a curated record